GAGCUGCUGAGCCGAGAGGAGCACGCUGUCUGUGUUGGUGGAUGCCCAAUAAAGGAGGAGUAAUAACGUCGUCCCGUCUCCGUGUCAUCAGUGCCAUAACGUCCGAGACGUUACAAUAUAUAUUUAUUUGUAUUUGCCAGCACGACAAUUGCAAUACUUUUAAAAUCCACCUCGCUUCCAUCAUCAACCGAAUAUUAUUGACCUGCAUUAUUUCAGAUGGAUGGAGACACAGAAAAAAAGGUGACAGAGUCUUCAAAAAAUCCCAAGGAAGAAUCUCAGAGACCCUUAAUGGACCACACAUUUAGGGGUCAUGGCUUUAAAAGCCGUGGUGGAGGGGGUCGGAUAGGUCGAGGUGGCAUGCGUGGUGGGCGGGGCAUGAUGAAAGGGUUUGAGCCACCUGGAUACGGGAGGGGUCGAUCGAAAGAGGGUGCCAUGAAUGGAUUUACACCCAUGAGAGGAAUGAGGAGGAUGAGACCUUACCCGGACCCCAGAAAUCAUCGAGGUAGGGGUGGACCAAUGGGCAUGGGUGGACCAAUGUGCAUGGGCCCUCCUCCUCCCUUCCCACCCCCCAUGCAUAUGAGAGGCCCCUUCCCACCCAUGCCCAGCUCGUCUCUCUCUGUCUCGAGGCACAGACCCCAUGCAUCCCCUCCUCCAGGACAUCCUGGUUUCAGAGGGCUUGCACCACACCCUCGAGGCCGUAGCAUGCUGCUUCCUGGACCUCCACGCCACUUCCACCACAGCAGCCAAAGAGGUUUCCACAAUGGACCGGUCUCUCCUCCUCCUCCUCCUCCUCCUCCUCACCCUCCACCUGGUAGAGGCCAGAGGUGGCCAGGGCCCCCUGGUGGCCGACGCUUUUAACACAGCCUGCCCUGAAAACAAAACCCAAACACUUGAUCAUGUAGAAGGGGCCUGAGGUGGUGCAGUAAAUGAAAUGCCCCUUAAUGAUGUGCUGCACUAAGUCUCUGAGUAACUUCAUGACGUACUCUGUGGCCAAAUGUCUGCUUAUUGAUAUUGUCUACUGGCAAAGAAAUAAUGUGAAACUGACUAAUGGCAACUUAAAAUGCCUCACGACUUUAAAAAUGUAAAGGCAUUCUGUUAUUUUUGUUAAAUAUAUACUGUUGGUACUGUAGGAACUAUUAGUGUUGGGAAGAAGGCGUUUAGAAGCCGGUUUGAAGCUGCUGUUCUGAAAGGGAGAAAAGUUAUUCAAAGUUCAUUGAAUGCUCUGUGGUUCUUGUUACGGUCACCCUGUGAGCUAUAAGACGUUUUCCUAAAUCAUAAUAUAGAAAUAAUAAAAUGGGUGACACUGUUUAUGUGUGAAUUAAAUAACAGAAAGAGAGCAUAACAGCGCUCGAGCAAAGCUGUCAACCAGCGUUCCACCGUGGACCUCUAACCUCUCUUUUGUUACAUAGAAAUAGUUUAUGUAUCGUAAUACUUUAAAGUAAGAGUUAAUCAUGUAUUAUAACCUCACUAAGCCGUGGAGUAAUUAUUGUUUAACACUGACACGUUUUUCAUGGUGAAUAUUACACUUGUUAAAUAUUUAUUUCAUAUUUAUUUCAUAUUUGACAUUGUUGAUGUGCCGUUAUUCCAUGUUAUCAGAUUGUCUUCAGCAAUUUAUCUUGUUACGGCAAAAUGGAAAUAGGCAUCAUGAAUGAAUAGUAUAUUUAAAAAUAUUUCUCGUAGAUUUUAUAAAGCAAAUUCCAUUUGUAUUUCCUUCAGUUAAGGACAAGAAGUUACUCUUUACUGUGUCUAGUUGUUCAAGUGUCAUGAAUACUAUGCCCACUGUAAUUAACAUAACUUUUGUGAACCUGUGAAUGUGUUUGAUGAAAACUGUCAAGACAUGGUAAAGUAGUGGGAAGAAUAAUAAUAAAAGAUAAAAAUAAACUCUA
Pseudoliparis swirei is the source of this 1886-nucleotide messenger RNA. RefSeq lists its product as uncharacterized. The transcript is spliced from 6 exons. The record is from RefSeq and is a predicted model, not a curated record. The coding region runs from base 217 to 858 and encodes 213 amino acids. Lineage: Eukaryota; Metazoa; Chordata; Actinopteri; Perciformes; Liparidae.